Molecule: messenger RNA, 6804 nt
Organism: Tremella mesenterica DSM 1558
Lineage: Eukaryota; Fungi; Basidiomycota; Tremellomycetes; Tremellales; Tremellaceae
Exons: 21
Coding region: 1-6804 (2267 amino acids)
Biological process (GO): phosphatidylinositol phosphate biosynthetic process; phosphatidylinositol-mediated signaling
Cellular component (GO): cytoplasm; plasma membrane
Molecular function (GO): 1-phosphatidylinositol 4-kinase activity; RNA binding
Source: RefSeq, a predicted model, not a curated record
AUGCAACCCUCCCCCUCAUCCCUCUCUCGAGCAGGUCCUUCCUCCUCACAUACUUCUACCCCACUCCCACCAUCCGGUAAACCCGAUAGACUCUACGUGGGUAACUUAGCUCCGACAGUGGACGAAUACACUCUCAUCCAGAUAUUAGGAAAGUAUGGGAAAGUCACUAAACUGGAUUUUAUAUUCCAUAGGAAUGGACCUUUGAAAGGUAAACCUAGAGGAUAUGCUUUUGUCGAGUAUUCGGAUAAAGACGACGCUUUAAAAGCUAUGAUAAAGCUUCAUAAUCGUUUACUCCGUGGUAGAAAUUUAGUAGUAACCCCUGCUAACUCGGCUCCACCUACUGAUAUGCCUUCACUUCAUAAAGGUCGUCGUGAUCCACCGAAAACUACCACUUUGUCGUUACUCAAAGCUUCCAAGAAACCUCAAAGCGCCGCGGCACAGAUAGCAGCUAUGGAAGCGAAAUUAGCUACCAUGGCCCGUCAUAAACCUCAAGAUGAGACAUACGUCCCUGGUCAAAGAAUCACUUCUGGACCUUCAUCUCCCAGGAUGUCGAACCUAGAAACACUUAGUUCACCCACCAUGGCAGAUGGGGAUGGUGUGGAUGUCGAAGAGAAUCUUGGAUCGGAUGCGGCGGCUAAGGCUGCAGAGGAAUUGGAGAGGGAGAUGGAGGUGGAGCUGGCAGAGAGGGAUCGUGAAAAGGUUGAGGUAUCGACGAAAACUGCUGAAGGAGGAUCUGGGAGACAGAUCUCAAGUGAGAGUCAACGGAGGGGUUUGGCGAGUUUGCCGCCAAGACCUAUACUUGAUCUUGACGAACCUCUUCAUCUCCAUAUCCUCACUUCUCUUGCUUCAAACCUCGCCAAAUAUCCGACAUCCACAUCUGAUAACUCUCAAGAAUCCAUCUCCAUCUUACUAAAAGGUCUUCCACAAUCACCAACCAUACAACAAGUAGAAGAAGAAUGGUCUGAAUUCGAGAUAAACCGUUCUAUCUCUUACGCCCACUACGUAUCUUCUCUCCCUCUCAACUCUCCUUAUUUGUCUUCCUCUCUGCCCAAGUUGAGAACCUUAUUGGAUGGGCUUUUGGCACAUAACAAAUCUUGCAAGACUGAUUCUCCCUCUUCUUCUGCAGGUAGGACAAUUGUCACAUCUCUGGGAACCUCCGCUCAGGCUCAACUGUGUGAAAGUCUACUUGGUGCCGUAUUUUGGGUAGGAUGGGGAGUGGAUUAUCUUCGUCAAGAUGUUAUUCAGAUCUUGGUCGAUUUACUCGAUACUAUCGGAGAGAUGAUGAAAGCGGAUGGACCACAUACUUUCCCCCUGGUUCUCCUCACUUCCAUUCAUUCGGUCCUCUCUCGAUGUCCUCUACCCGGUAUCCCAACCCAGCUACUCCCCACUUUGAUGGACAAAACACUGUUAAUUGCGGGACCUGCCAAUCUUGUAAAGUUGUUGAGAUACGGUUCUAAUCCCAACACUCCUGCUGAAUACCGUCUUUCACCGUUCACACCACCUCAUCCCCAAACUCCAGGAGCUGUGGUUCUUCUCAUUUCUGAGAUUAUGGGGAUUUUCUUAGCUACUGCUCUAUUACCUCUUACGACACCUCAUCAGCACGAUUUCGCUCGACAGAUAGAGAUCCAAAACCUCGCGCAUUCCGCUGGAAAAUCACCCGUUUUGAGUCAACAGAUUGAAAGUCUGAUCAGGGAAGAGAUCAACCAAGAUGCUUAUCGUCUCUCUGCGAGUGAAUAUGGCGAGGAAACUUUGGGAAAUGCUAAAGCUAUGGCCAUGAGAUGGUGGAGUGAACUUAUGGGUGUUGGGGAAGGUACAGGGAUAACUCGUCGGAAUAGUGUUUUCAAUAUGGGUGGCGUGGAACAUGACGAAGAGAUUGAUUUACGAGUUUCAGUCUUGCAUUUACUGAAUUUCUUCAACCUGCAUGAGAAACAAAAAGAUGAGGCUCAACUUGCUCGAUUGAAGUUGUUAUUAUCGGAAAAUAGCACAGUGGGAGAUUCCAAAAUUCUCGAAGCGGCUUUCAUCUGUACUUCCAUCUUGGUGAGGAACGAACCUUCUCUUGGAGCUGGAAUGGCACAUCAUAUUCGACGACUACUCACCAGUCCUUUACCGGCUUUCGAAGGUGAGAUGGCGGCUUUCAAGACUGAAGUACCCCCUGCCGUUAUGGCCGCCUCUCAGUGUUUGGCUAUUUGUAUUCAGUCUGCUCCGAAUGAUGACCUAAUUUCGUCAACCUUGUACUCUCUCUUAAAUCUUUUGACUCAUGGAGGAGGAUCGAGCAUCGCUCCAGGCCAAUUGCUGGGAUCGUCUAUACCUCAUCGUACCAGUCCUUCUUCUCGAACCGACACCACCGACAGAGCCACCGUGAAAUCCGAUGCUUCCGUCAAAAGAACCGAAGAACAACGUCGUUUGGUCGCUGUCACUGCCGUACAAGUGGUUUCACGUCUAGCAUUAGACAUCGGAAGAGACGAUAUCAUUCAUCUUAGCAUAUCAAUGUUAUUGCAACGAUUACGAGGAGUUGAUUUCAUCAUCGAAGCUACUAUAGCUAUCAGUCUAGUACCUCUAGCUCUUGCCAGUAACAAUUCCGAUCUUGUCGAUGUUUAUCGAGCUUUCUCUCAAAUUUCACGUUCGGCUCAUCCUGAAGAUCCUCGUAUGGCUUCCAAUGCUGUAUUAGCCGCUCAAACCACGCUCGCCAAAGGCAUGUCUGAACGUCUUGAUUGUGCCGAUGGAUAUCUAGUCGAAUUACUCACUCUUUUUGCCGACAAGGGAACUCAAACUCAAAUGAUCGCCAUGGCUCCAUACGGUUUCGAUACUCGAGAUAAAGAAAAAUUGGCACAUUUGAAAGAAGAUAGCGAAGCCAGAGUAUCCGAUAUGAAAUCUUGGCUUGCGGCAUUACUCAUUCCUAUAUCUUCUCUACUCUCUCAUUCAAAUUAUAAUCCAUCAAAAUCACCUUCUCCAGAAUUAGUCUCACAUUUCAGGAACCUAUGGUUUUUAUGCGUAGCAUUCAAUAUAUCAUCUUGGAAACAUAAAAAACUUUCAGAUCACGAACAAAAUGCUUUGAAUAUAAUAGCUGAAAAAUCUCCUGCUUUAUUAUUGGAAUCAAUGACGGAUUAUGUAGCUUCGGAAUUAGAAUAUAAUUCUGUCAUUCGGAAAGAUUUCGCUCAAUCCAUUCAACAAUAUCAACGUUCAAUCUUACCUGAUUAUCUACCACAACGACAUUCACAUCAUAUAAGAUCAAUGUCAGUACCACAAAUGACAUUCUUGAUGGCUAUAUACGAUCUCGAAAAUCUUCGUACUUUAAGAUAUCGACCUUCGGUUUUAUUACAAUAUUUUUCAAACGAAAGUGUCAAUAAUAGUUUAUUACAUUCUCCGUUGGAGGCUUCGGGUAAUAAAAUAAUUUCAAACUUUUUAAAACAAUUGAGUAAACAAGUGGUACUUCAUUCUUUACCUCAUAUCGUUUCGGAUGAAGUUUGUGAGAUUUUAAAAGCUUGCACACAUAGGUUUAGGAAAGUAAGGGAGAUGGCUUUGAAAUAUGCUAGAGGUGUUUUGGAAACUUUUUCAGCUUUGAUGUGCGAUAAGAAAGUGGUUUGGACUUUGUUGGAAAUCCUUACUUUGAUGAGAAGGAGUUGUGAGUUGCAAUAUACCGACGAGUAUUCUCCGGUAUACGAAUUUCAUUCCGACAAAUUAGACUUGACACUUCAACUAACUGAAGAUUAUUCAGUCAGAAACGAAAUCGUUACACAAUUACAUACAGUCGCUAAAUCUUGGCUCACCCUCGCUAUUUCUCGCGCACCUAUAGAAGUUCAAUCAACACUUCAAUCUUAUCUCUCCGAAUCAAGAGAUGUUUUACUGAUUGAUAGUGUUGAAAUGGGAGCUGGAUUAGCAUUACAUUUCUCCAAAGUUAUUUCCAAAUUGGAUAGACAAGAAAUGUUGAUGCCUAAUAUUGGAGGAUGGCCUGGUGAUUGUUCGAAUUUGGUCGCUAGUCAAUAUGCCGCUAAGAAUUAUUUUGUUGGGGAAUUAAGUGGGGUUAGACAUGUUGUUGAGCAAGGCCUGAAGAACCUACAGAAAGACGCCCCUCUUCAUUCGUCCGAAGAAGAACUUUUAGCGUUCAAAUCUCAGAUGGCUCAAGCGGUAACCAACAUACGUAAUAAACAACAACCUUUUUCCGUCCCUGAAGUCAGACGAAUACUUCUACGUGCAGCUUCUGUCUUGACAGCUUCGCCUAAAUAUGAUGGGCCACAUCUUGUUCUCUGCUUCACCGACGAGAUACUUCCGAUACAUCACCAUGGCUCCAAAGCCUUGGAAACGGCUACUCUGGAGAAAGUUCGGAAUGGUUCAUUCAGUGAUCAGAGAUAUCAGAGAUGGACGGUCGAAGUGGUUCAACCAAUCGAUAGUGAUAUCAUCCAUUAUCUCGUCGAACUUCCCAUGACAGCUUUCACACCACUUGCCAUCGCCGCCGGAGUGGACGCUUGGACUUGGUUACUUCGACAAAGACCAGAAGCUGAAGUGGCUGUUAUUGGGGAAAUCGCUGCGGGAUGGAUAGAGACUGUGAGGGCUGGGAAAGGAAUGUUCAGUACUUCCAUGAACCAUUUCCUCACUUCUAUGGACCUGCCCUUAUCUCCAAACCACCUUUUUACCACCACACCACCACCACCACCACCACCACCACCACCACCACCACCACCACCACCACCACCACCACCAUCAGCCGCGCUCUCCUACACCGACCCUUUUGAGAAACAAAUCCAAUAUGCACCUUCGGAAAAGAAAGUCUUGGAUUUAGAACUUGCCAAAGCUCGUAAACUUCUCCGACCACAUCUUCUACUCAUUCAAGUGUUAUCUAGUCAAUUCCAAGCUAUUAAAUACCGUCAACCAGGUAUAAUGGUCUCUCUCAUUCGUUUGAUGAUGAGAUCUCUUGGUGCUCAUAAGAAAAUGAGCACUCAUCCACUUGCUAGAGAAGUCAGGUUUUCGUUAUUGUUGUUUGGGUUUCAGAUGCUUGCUAGUAGUAAGAUGGAAGCGCUUUUGGAAUUAAGGUUUAGGGAUAGGUUGUUCACUGCUGCUUUUUCUUGGUUCUCUGUCAGACCUCAUGGAAGAGAGAUUAAACUUCUCCAAGAUUUCCUGGUUGCUGCUCAAGAGGAUCAGAUAAGAGGAGAUCAUUCCACCUCGUCUUUCGACGAUCGCAAUCCUGCUCUUCUCGUACGAGUCAACAAAGCUUGGCGCAUGUCUCCAGCCAUGGCGGUACAUAUGGGUGAACGUUUCAAACAUCUUACAGUCCAAAACGAGCUGGUCCGUCUCGUACGCAACAAUCCGAAAUCCGUAAUGAACGUCCCUGAGGCUUUACAUUAUCUUCUAGGGGAUAGAUUGGAUUCUGGGGUCCAAGCAGCUUUACAAUGGUUACCAUUAUGGGCAGAGGUACCACCAGUAACGGCUUUAAUGUAUUUCCAACCGAGGUUUGGGAAUCAUCCUUUGAUUUUGCAAUACGCUAUGAGGGUGUUGGAACAACAUGAAGUGGAUUUAACGUUUUUCUUCGUUCCUCAGGUCGUACAAGCUUUGAGGUCGGAUGCACUUGGAUACGUUGAGAGAUUCAUCUUUGAGACUUCACAGAUAUCUCAGUUGUUUUGUCAUCAGAUUAUUUGGAAUAUGAAGGCUAAUACUUAUAAGGAUGAUAAUGCUUCCGAAGAAGAUUCAAUGAAACCACUCCUGGACAGAAUGAUCAACAUGAUCGUUGCCGGUCUCAACGGUAAAGCUCGUGAUUUCUACGACACAGAAUUCAGCUUUUUCAACGAAAUCACUUCCAUCUCAGGUAAAUUAAGACCUUAUAUCAAGAAAUCCAAGCCGGAGAAAAAAGCAAAGAUCGAUGAAGAAAUGGAAAAGAUUGAAUUGAAGAUCGGUGUUUAUUUACCUUCAAAUCCAGAUGGAAACGUUGUGGAUUUAGAUCGUAAAUCCGGCAGACCACUUCAAUCACAUGCCAAAGCCCCAUUCAUGGCUACUUUCAAAGUCAGAAGAACUAGGAUCGAUUUACCUACGGAUUCAAAUAUCGAGAUUUCUGAUGAAGCUGAAAUGGUGACUAGUACUUUGGACGUUUGGCAAUCUGCUAUUUUCAAAGUUGGAGAUGAUUGUCGACAAGAUGUUUUGGCUUUACAGGUUAUUGCGAUGUUCAAGAAUGUUUUUGAUUCGGUUGGAUUAUCUUUAUAUUUGUUUCCUUAUAGGGUUACUGCUACUGCUCCUGGAUGCGGAGUAAUCGACGUUGUACCCAACGCGACAUCUCGAGACGAAAUGGGUAGAGCCAAAAUAAACGAUUUAUUCUCUUAUUUCGUUGAUAAAUACGGUGGGAUCGAUACCUUGACAUUUCAAAAAGCGAGAUUAAAUUUCAUUCAAUCAAUGGCAGCGUAUUCCAUAGCAUGUUUCAUACUUCAAAUAAAAGAUCGUCAUAACGGUAAUAUAAUGAUCGAUUCAAAAGGUCAUAUAGUUCAUGUUGAUUUCGGUUUUUUAUUCGAUAUAGGACCUGGAGGUAUAAAAUUUGAACCUUCUUCUUUUAAAUUAAAUCAUGAAAUGGUUUAUUUAAUGGGAGGUAAAGAUUCUCAAGGAUAUAAAAUGUUUGUAGAAUUAACUGUUAAAGCUUUUUUAUCAAUCAGACCACAUGCUGGACAAUUAUGCGAUACGGUGGGUUUAAUGUUAGGUACAGGUUUGCCUAGUUUUAAAGGUGAAGGUACUAUAAAAAGGUUGAAGGAAAGGUUUCAACUACAUUUGACGGAAGAGGUGCGGCGGAUUUCAUGUUGGGUAUCAUUAGGAAUGCUCAUGAGAAUGUGA